UUGAUUUAACAUUGACCUUCAGUUGUCAAUCCGAUUAGAGUGGCCUUCCUGAGCUUAUAAAAGGGGAUGAUGAAAGUUACGUGAUUAAAUUGUUGAAGGUAUGGAGAAGAAGGUGGAAACUAGUGAAAGUGCUUUUCUAGCGGCAUUUGGAAUGCCCGGAGAUUGUAGUCCAGUUUUCACAUGGUCACCCUUACCCCCUAGAAGACAGCUUAGUUUCACCAAUAAAGAAAAGUUACAACACCAAUAUUCUGAAGAAGAGCUUUAUCCUAACUGCGAUGUAAAUGUUUGGUUGAGAUCUUGUGAAGAAGAAAUCAUCGAACCUCUAGAAGGUGUAGUGAAAGGAACCAUUCCAUCUUGGCUGCAGGGAUCCCUACUCCGAAAUGGUCCUGGAUCACUUAAAGUUGGCCAGGAAUAUUUCCAACAUAUAUUCGACAGCUCUGCUUUGAUUCAUAAGUUUAAGAUUGAUAAUGGAAAAGUGACUUAUCAAUGUAGAUUUCUUAAAUCUAACGUCUACAAAAAAAAUUGGGAGGCCAAAAGAAUUGUGGUGACAGAAUUUGGAACGAAAGCUGUUGCAGAUCCAUGUCAUACAAUAUUUGAUAGAGUAGCAGCAAUUUUUAAUCCAUCCUUAGAUCAAUCAGACAACGCCAUGAUAUCUCUCUAUCCAUUUGGUGACGAGUUAUAUGCAUUUGGGGAGAUUCCGAUAAUUCACAAGAUCAACAGUGAAACGUUGGAGACUGAAAAACAAGUAGAUAUCAGCAAACAUAUUUCUAUCGUACAUCACACGUCGCAUCCACAUAUUCUAAGAAAUGGUGAUGUCUAUAACUUAGCAACUUCAAUGAGCUCUACCGGUCCAAUCUUCAAUAUUGUGAGAUUUCCCCAUUCUGAAUCAGAAUGUCUUGAAACAACAUUCGAGAAAGCAGAAAUUGUAGCGAAAUUUCCUUCAAGAUGGACAUUUCAUCCAUCCUAUAUGCACACAUUUGGUUUGACCGAUAAUUAUUUCAUAAUAGUCGAACAGCCCCUAAACUUGGCUGCAACAGCAGUCAUAGCAAACAAAUUGAGGAACGAACCACUUGCUGGUUGUUUCCGAUGGUAUCCAGAAGAAUAUGCACAAAUAAAUGUCAUCUCCAGGAAGACUGGAACGCUUUGCAGAAAAUUCUACGCCGAAUCAUUCUUUUUCUUGCACAUCAUCAAUCAGUAUGAAGAUUCUGAACAUAUCGUGAUCGAUAUUUGUAUUUAUCGAGAUCCAUCGAUGCUCGAUUGUAUGUAUGUGGAAACCAUGAAGUCUAUGCAACAUAACCCCGAUUACGCCAAAAUGUUCAGGGGGAGACCAGCUAGAUUCGUUCUUCCGAUGUAUGAAGACGACUACAAAGGAGAUUCCACAAUUAAUCUCGUGAAAUUGAACCACAUUAAAGCGAAAGCGUUCUAUACGUCCAAAAAAGACAUUUUGGUUAUACCAGAACGUUUAUGUAAUUUGGGUUGUGAGACACCGAGGAUUAACUACGAUAACUUCUUAGGAAAACCAUAUCGUUUCUUCUACGCUAUCAGUUCUGAUGUGGAUGCUGAAAAUCCUGGAACGAUAAUAAAAGUCGAUAUACUCAACAAAUCAGCGCAAAAAUGGUGCGAAGAGAACUGUUAUCCCAGUGAACCCAUUUUUGUACCAUCACCAAAUGCAGAGCUCGAAGACGAUGGUGUGGUUAUAUCUGCCAUGGUUUGGGGAGGAACUGAUGUGAACCACGCAGGUGUGAUAAUUCUAGAUGCCAAAACAUUUACCGAAAUCGCGAGAGCUGAAUUUCAUACGCCAGGUCCAGUACCAAAAUGUCUGCAUGGGUGGUUUCUCAAUCAGAAGGAUGGUUGAAGCAAAAAGCAAAUUUUAUGAGAUUUGCACUAAUUUUUCCUAGUGAAAGAGCGAUAAAAAUAAUCUUGAUGUUUAAACUUAGAAAGAAAUUUUUUGAAUUGAUGUCUUUUGGAAAUUUGAACUAAGAAUUUAUUGAAAGGUAGACUUAUCAUUUUGAAAACAAUGCAUUCAAAUAAAAACAGUUAUCUGAAAUACUUUGUGGUAUUUUCUAAUAAUACUUACCGUAUAAUACUUGAGUAGAUAUUAGAUUAAUUUAUUCAAAAUAUACACUCAUAAUUCAUAAAAGAUCUUUAUGCAUAAGAUUAUACAACUGUUUCAUGUGUCAUUGUUGAAAUAAAUGUUUUAACUUUU
Molecule: messenger RNA, 2206 nt
Organism: Harmonia axyridis
Lineage: Eukaryota; Metazoa; Arthropoda; Insecta; Coleoptera; Coccinellidae
Gene: ninaB
Product: carotenoid isomerooxygenase
Exons: 13
Coding region: 101-1855 (584 amino acids)
Biological process (GO): retinal metabolic process; carotene catabolic process
Molecular function (GO): carotenoid dioxygenase activity; beta-carotene 15,15'-dioxygenase activity
Source: RefSeq, a predicted model, not a curated record